Lepisosteus oculatus (spotted gar) is the source of this 4302-nucleotide messenger RNA. Lineage: Eukaryota; Metazoa; Chordata; Actinopteri; Semionotiformes; Lepisosteidae. The record is from RefSeq and is a predicted model, not a curated record.
AGUGGAGUGCAAGAGGCGAGAAGGAAGCUCAUAUGCUUCACUGCCUCGAGUAUUUUUUAUGUUGCAUGGACAGGUGGCGCUGCUUUCCAUUCAGCUUUGUUAAUCGUCUCAAUAAGAAACAAAUCUGAUCUCACCCCAAAUACAAAGCGGUAAGGACGGGUCUUCAAAGUCAGUCAUUACUAUUAUCUGUUAGGGGAAAUUCAAAACUCUACGCCCUGGCUCGUGGAUUCUACUGACAAGUGUGUUCCUCUUAUGUAUUAAUUUCUCCGUAAACUGAAUCGUGACUUGAGAGAUGUCAGCUUCGGGGUUCACUAAUCUGAACUCUUCUGCCGGCUACUGCUCAAACCCGACACCGAAUGGAGGAGCUGCUUCCCCGUAUCAGAAUGGACCAGCCCAGACUUACUCUUCAAUGCUUCCACCGACGACUGGUUAUAGUGUGCCUCAGCAGAACUAUACCUCCGUCCCGGGACACUACGUCCAGAUUCCCAACAAAGCCCCAGCGAUGACCAAUCAGUACGGCACUAACUAUUACCACAACAGCCACCAGCAACCUCUGCAGCCCACUGCCACCCCAGGCCAGCAAACAUCUGUAUAUGGAGUGCCUCAGGGUCCUCCUCAACCCUACAGCGGUGCCAGGCCUCCUCCUUCUGCCUCUCCUCAUGCCUCCAUUUCCUCUUCUGCCUCCAUGAAUCCCGCUCCUUACUACCAGCCUGCCGUUUACCCAACUUCAUACUACAGACCAUAUACCACCUCAUCUCAGGGACUUCCACCACAAUCAGGGGUGGUGACUGUGCCCAACACUGCAAAUGCCACCUCGUACCCUAGUGUCUCGUAUCCUGCUGCACCAGGGAGCAGUCAGUAUGGCACAAUACACUCCUCUUCUUGCCAGCCCAAUGCCCCACCUUCUCACAGCAUGCAGGCUGCCCCCCAGAUAUCUACGCAACAGGGCCCUUUGAGAAACAAUGCUUCCCCUGUCCCUGUUGGAUCUGUAUCUGCUGGCUACAGCGCCACAUUUCCUGCCACCAAAUCCGCUGUCAAUGGCCAGGCAAAUGCAGCACCAGUUCCUCCUGUUGCACAGCAGAAUGACCAAAGCCAUCAUCCGGCAGGAAUCCAUGCAUUUGGAAGAACCCAUCCCAAUACUGACAGCCCGGCCACAGACAGGCCAGGCUCUGGGACACCCUCUACACCCAUGGGCUCUUCUCCAGCCCACCAACCAAGUAAGAAAGGCAUGCACUACGGAUAUGUUGGUAAUAGUCAAGUUAGCUCUGCUGCAGCGCCCUUGUCAUCGAGCUCUGAUGAUGAUGAGGAGGAGGAGGAGGAUGAGGAAGCAGGUGCAGACAGCUCCUCAACCACCAGCAGCGCAUCUCCAGUUCCAAAUAACUAUGAGGCCUUGGAAGGGGGGAGCUACCUAGACUCGUCUUCUAUGUCAGCCCACAACCCACCUGUUUCCCAUGCUUCCAAGGCUGCUAAGCCCUUUGGCUAUGGCUAUCCCACACUACAGCCAGGCUACCAGCAGAGCCCAAUGUCCAGAUCAGACUCCAUUCCCUCUCAGACAACUGGCUUGUGUCCACCUGGAUACCAGCAGUUUUCACAGCCAUGUCCCACAAUGAACCAGCUUUCAGCAGCUCUUGGGGGGCUGAGUCUGCCAGAACAGCAGCUGGAAGGGCUGAGGCCGGUGAACCUGCUGCAGGAGAGGAAUGUUCUGCCCAGUGGACCUGUACAAGCUCCUUUGCCAAACCUCAGUGCAGACUUGAAGAAAAAAAACUGCAGUGCAAAUACCUUCAGAUGUACACUGACAAACAUCCCUCAGACCCAAGCGCUGUUAAACAAAGCCAAACUGCCUCUGGGAUUGCUUCUUCAUCCCUUUAGAGAUCUAACGCAAUUACCCGUCAUAACCUCCAACACGAUUGUGAGGUGUCGAUCUUGUCGCACAUACAUUAACCCUUUUGUGACCUUCCUUGACCAAAGGAGGUGGAAAUGCAACCUGUGCUACAGAGUCAAUGAUGUUCCAGAUGAGUUUAUGUAUAAUCCCCUGACUCGGUCAUAUGGUGAACCUCAGAAACGACCAGAGGUACAGAACUCAACUGUAGAGUUCAUAGCAUCUUCAGAUUAUAUGCUGCGUCCUCCUCAGCCUGCCGUCUACCUGUUUGUCUUAGACGUGUCGCAUAAUGCAGUGGAAGCUGGCUAUGUGAAAGUACUGUGUCAAUCACUGCUUGAAAACCUGGACAAGCUGCCUGGCGAUACCCGGACAAGAGUGGGGUUUAUAACCUUUGACAGCACUAUUCACUUUUAUAACCUGCAGGAGGGCCUGUCACAGCCUCAGAUGCUUGUGGUUUCAGAUAUUGAAGAUAUCUUUUUACCUACACCUGACAGUUUAUUAGUAAAUCUCAAGGAUAGUAAAGAGCUGGUGAAGGACUUGCUUAACGCUCUGCCCAACAUGUUCACCCACACCAGAGAGACGCACAGUGCUUUGGGUCCUGCUUUGCAGGCUGCCUUCAAGCUCAUGUCCCCAACAGGAGGACGGGUCUCUGUAUUCCAAACACAGCUGCCUUCUUUAGGGGCUGGACAGUUGCACUCCAGAGAAGACCCCAACCAAAGAUCUAGUACCAAGGUUGUGCAACACUUAGGACCAGCAACAGACUUUUACAAGAAAUUAGCAUUAGACUGCUCUGGACAACAGAUUGCAGUGGACCUUUUCCUUUUGAGCUCACAGUAUUCUGAUCUGGCAUCAUUAGCUUGUGUAUCUAAAUAUUCAGCUGGAAGCAUCUUUUACUAUCCAUCUUUCCAUCACAUACACAAUCCUGCCCAAACAGAGAAAUUUCAGAAAGACAUCCAGAGAUACUUAACCAGAAAGAUUGGCUUUGAGGCAGUAAUGAGAAUCAGAUGUACCAAAGGACUUUCUAUCCACACAUUUCAUGGGAAUUUCUUUGUCCGUUCUACUGAUCUGCUGUCCCUGGCAAAUGUUAAUCCAGACUCUGGCUUUGCUGUGCAAAUGUCAAUUGAAGAAAGCCUAGCCGACACAUCUUUAGUUUGCUUUCAGGCAGCCCUUCUGUACACUUCCAGCAAAGGCAAGAGAAGAAUUCGGGUGCACACAUUGUGUUUGCCUGUUGUGAAUUCGCUGAAUGAUGUCUUUGCUGGGGCUGAUGUUCAAGCCAUCACGUGCCUUUUGGCAAAUAUGGCUAUCGACCGAUCUGUGUCUUCCAAUCUGUCGGAUGCACGGGAUGCACUGGUAAAUGCAGUGGUGGAUUCUCUGGCUGCAUACCGGUCCACUACCUCCAACCUCCAGCAGAACAGCCUCAUUGCUCCUGCCUCACUGCGACUCUUCCCCCUCUAUGUCUUAGCACUGCUCAAACAGAAAGCCCUGAGGACAGGCACUAGCACACGUCUGGAUGACCGGGUUUUUGCUAUGUGCGAAUUCAAAAGUCAGCCCCUGCAGCAAAUAAUGCGCUUGAUUCAUCCUAACCUAUACAGAAUAGACAAUCUGUCUGAUGAGGGCGCGCUUCAUGUUAAUGACAGCAUUGUGCCCCAGCCUUCUAUUCUCCAACUCACUGCAGAGAAGCUGACAAGAGAAGGGGCUUUUCUCAUGGAUUGUAGCACAGUUCUUUACUUAUGGGUGGGUAAAUGCUGUGACGAGUCCUUUAUUAGAGAUGUGUUGGGCUGUCAGAAUCAUGCUUCAAUCCCACAGAAUAUGGUAAGUGGAUUGUACAUAGGUGCAUGCACAAUAUAACCAAUAACGCAUUCUGUUUUCCCUGACAUCUGUAAUCGACUCUAGUGUUGAUGAAAUCCUGCAUGUUGGUCCGUUUUGACUACUGGGCAUUUGCUACUUUCAGAAAUUAAAAGGCUGGAUGCCAAGCCAGGUCUAUGAGGCCGAUGGGUCAGCAAGUCCUACCCAUAACCCCAUAAACACAGUGCUGUUAGCAGUAUGUGACCUGGCAUUAUCAUGCAGCCAGAACUGAUGUAUCAAAUGUAGCAGAGCCAGAUUUUUUAAAUUUGAUUUGCUUUGGCACUCAGCAGGCACACACUGUGGUAUUCCAGCAGAAGCAGUUAUGCAUAUUUCCCAGGGAACUCCUGAGUUUGUUUACCCAUGACCACAGGCUUCAUAACAUCUUUCUUCUCUAAUCAUUAAGCACCUCUAAUCAUUAAGCACAGGAAAUUUUAUUUUCAGUGGUGAUUCUGUGAAAGCACCCAGGGCAUUGUACGUCAUGAAUAUUUGUCCUUCUAUUUGUCAACCGCGGAGCGGUGGCUCUGUGGUUAAGGAUCUGCGCCUGUGGCUGGAAGGUUGCCGGUUCGUAUCCCGCGGCC